Messenger RNA from Danio rerio (zebrafish), 1366 nucleotides. Lineage: Eukaryota; Metazoa; Chordata; Actinopteri; Cypriniformes; Danionidae. The record is from RefSeq and is a predicted model, not a curated record.
AGUGGAGGAGUAACAUUGCUCUGCCUCUGCCUGUUUUUCAGCUCGGGAGGGGGAGUCAGACAGACGGGAAUGAAAGCUUUUCCUCAGAGUUGAGGAGCAGGUUGGGUUUCGCUCGCGAAUGAACGUUAACGACCGACCGGCGACGACCGAGCAGGAGUUUAUCGAAAACCGCGUCCAGACUUCACAGCCAGCCGCGCGGAUGCAGACGAGGACAUGAGGCGGAAUAUGUGCAGACUUUGCUCGGAGCGAGACAUGAGUCCAGGAUACUGAUUAGAGUUGACACAAGCCCAGCUCCAGUAGCAACUCUAUCCACACUUCACCUCCAACCCCCUCCUUCACUCCUCAACCAGGAAAUCAUCGCGCAUUGCCGCUUAUCCGUCUUCCCACAGAUUAAACAAAACACCAAACCCCUUGGUGGGUUUAUCCAUGAGGAUAUCGCCGAUUUCUCCUGUGUUUUCGCCCCUGGAAGUUCGGCUUUAGCUCUGAGGAGGAUCCGCGCUGUCGUCGAACAAUGAGUGAGUCGAGUAUCUGUCAGGCCCGGGCCACUGUGAUGAUCUAUGACGAUGGCAGUAAAAAGUGGGUCCCGGCAGGCACGGGCCCACAGGCCUUCAGCAGGGUCCAAAUCUACCACAAUCCCACCAAUAAUGCCUUCAGAGUGGUGGGGCGUAAGAUGCAGACUGACCAGCAGGUUGUGAUAAACUGUCCAAUUGUAAAGGGAUUAAAAUAUAAUCAGGCCACGCCAAACUUCCACCAGUGGCGGGACGCCCGGCAGGUGUGGGGACUCAAUUUUGGCAGCAAGGAAGAUGCGGCGUUGUUUGCCAAUGGCAUGAUGCACGCUCUCGAUGUGCUCAGCUCGAUCCCUGAUGGAGGUUACUCCGCACGGCCUGUGUCUAAUGGACCAUCACCAGAAGAGCUGGAACAGCAGAGAAGAUUGGAACAACAGAGGCUGGAGCAGCAAGAGAGAGAGAGACUAGAAAGAGAGAGACAAGAGAGAGAACGGCAGGAAAGGGAAAGACAAGAGAGAGAAAGACAAGAGAGAGAACGACAAGAGAGAGAACGGCCAGUAGCUUCAGUUGUGAUUCCUCCAGCGCCGCCUUUGGCCCCUGGAGGCCCUCCAGCUCCCCCGGGACCCCCACCUCCCCCUGGACCCCCUCCAUCUGGACCUCCUCCACCACCUGGGCCUCCGCCUUCAGGAGGAGGAGCUCCACCGCCUCCUGCUCCACCACUGCCCUCUUCUGGAGGAAGUGAUGGGGGUGGAGGACCUGGUGGUGGUGGUGGUCUCGCUGCUGCUCUGGCAGCUGCCAAACUUCGCAAAGUGCCCAAGGUGAGAUUAUUCACAAAAAGAGGAUAGUUGCAUCCCAAAUGA